CGCGCCCCCGACUUUAGGGACUUAAUUCAAGUACCGCUCCACUACGCACUACCCAGACAGCUUCCCUCCCGUCUAAUUAGUACUGUACGCGCCUCAGGAGACAGCAUCAACAAAGACAAAGAAAAGGCCGACGACGUUUCUCCUCGAUACCGUUAAAGAGCACCUCAAGUACUAGCGGUGCCGGCACGAUGCCCUACGAUCUCGACAGCGCCUUAUAAUGCCGGAUUUCAAGCCUGGGCAGACUGUCCAACUAAACGAUGGCUCCAAGGCCAUCGUUCGUUUCGUGGGCACCACUCACUUUCAGGUCGGAGAAUGGAUAGGCGUUGAGCUGGAGAACAAGACGGGCAAAAACGAUGGAAGCGUUCAGGGAGAGCGUUACUUUGAUUGUCCUAUGGGCUAUGGCAUGUUUGUCAAACCUGUGAUGGCCAAGAUUAUCGCACAAGCACCUACACCAAAGCCGGCUGCCCGGAAGCCUGCCGCAAGGCCAAGCAGUUUCGCACCUACUUCAGGUAGAGCCUCGAGUGCGGCAGGAGAUGCAGGCUUGGGUAGAAGAAAGAGUCUCAAUGCUCCCAGUCCUAGCCCAGUACCUAGAGUGUCCCGGCCGACAAGCAUUGCAAGAUCGCCUACAAAAUCUCCCACAAAGCAGUUGAGUGCUGCUUCGAGCACCACUGUAUCCCGAACAGGAACACCAUCGAAUGCGCGCGCCCCUUCCGUUGGAGCAAAGUCGCGCCCAUCAAUUGGAGGACCACGAACAUCCAUGGGUCCUCCGCCACCCACUGCUCGAACAAGACAAGUAUCUACUUCGUCAGGCACAGCACGAGCUGCAUCCGUAGCCCCGAGGACAACGACUAGCCGCAUGUCUUUGGCCGGACCACCACGACCAGCAUCUCGGCCAGCAUCACGGCCAAGCUCAGCUGCCAGACGGACAUCUGUCGACUCGCAAGCAAGAAGGGGCUCCUCGGACAGAGAUGAUAUUGCUUCCCCCAUUAAGGAUAAUGGGGACAUUCUUUCACCUCAGCCCAGGAGCCCUGUUCAAGCCAGAACAAAGGCCCUUGAGAAACUUACAGGUGGACCUUCAUCGCGAACAACCACACCCCCUGCAGCACGAAAACCUUCAUCUACGACCACCGGACCCCGUCCUGCUGCAAGUACGGCAGCAAGUAGAGAAAUCGAAGACCUCAAGGCCAAGUUGAAGGUUUUAGAGCGCAAACGGGCCGAAGAUCGAGACAAGUUGAAACAACUUGACAAAGUCCAGGGCGAGAGAGACAAGUUCGAGAGUGUCAUCCAAAUGCUGCAACAAAAAUACCAACCGCAACAACAGGAAAAUGCUGAGCUGAAGAAGUUACUGAAAGAGGCGGAAAUGCGACUUGAUUCCGUUGAAGAGCUUCAGGCAGAGCACGACAGCAUAUUAGAACUAGCAACACUCGACCGAGAAAUGGCGGAAGAAACAGCGGAGGUUCUGAAGGCCGAACUGGAAGCCCUCAAGGAGAAAGCUGAAGAGAUGGAAUUGGAGGUUGAGAUUUUGCGGGAAGAGAACGAAGAGUACAGCAAGGGAAUGGCCCCCGAAGAACGAGCAAGUUCAGGCUGGUUGCAGAUGGAACGGGCGAACGAACGAUUAAAGGAAGCUCUCAUGAGAUUACGCGACCUUACUCAGGAGACCGAGGAAGAACUGAAAGGUCAGAUUAAAGGGCUCGAGGAAGACGUAAAAGAGUUCAACACUAUGAAGGAGGAAUUCUCCAAGUGCCGCGGAAAGCUCGAGCAGUCAGAAAGUGCCGUGGAAGAUCUACGUCAACAACUCGACAAUGCUCUUGGUGCCGAAGACAUGAUUGAAGACUUAACGGAGCGCAACAUGAGCAUGUCUGAGCAAAUCGAAGAGUUGAAGGCUGUCAUUGAUGAUCUUGAGAGCCUGAAGGAGAUCAACGACGAGCUCGAGAUCAAUCACGUGCAGAACGAAAAAGAGAUGCAAGAAGAACUCGACUUCAAGGAUAGUGUCAUUGCUGAGCAGGCUCGACGAGCUGCCCAGCAAGAAGAGUCGCUAGAGGAUAUGGAAUAUACCCUCUCACGCUUCCGUGAGCUAGUGACAAGUCUGCAAAGCGACCUGGAUGACAUGAAGGCCUCACAAGCUGUCACUGAGGGCGAGUCAGAGAAACUCAACGACCGAUCCAGGGCCAUGAUGGAUCUCAACAUGAAGCUUCAGAUCUCAGCAUCCAAGGCUCAAGUCAAGACUAUCGACCUUGAACUUCGACGACUGGACGCCCAGGAAGCAGAGCAACACCUGGAGAUCGUAAAGCUAUUCCUCCCUGACACUUACAAGGAGGACCAGGAUUCUGUUCUUUCUCUGCUUCGCUUCCGUCGGGUGGCCUUCAAGGCGAACCUCCUCAACAGCUUCAUCCGCGAACGACUCAACGGACAGCCUCAUCCUGGACACGAGGACGAUGUAUUUGCUGGAUGUGAUGCCUCGGAUAAACUCGUCUGGGUGUCUACUAUGUGCGAUCGCUUCGUCAGCGACAUGACGCACUGCACCAUCGAGCAGUUCUCCAAGUACCAGAACGCACUGCACGAGCUAGAGCCUGUUGAGCGAGCCUUGAACGUCUGGAUUGACGGUCUUCGCCGCGACGACCUGAAGGAGAAGACCUGCGCCGACGAGUUGCAUCGCACCAUCGCCCUCCUUUCUCACUUGGGAGAGGUGCACAUCUCUAACAGCCUGGCUAACUAUGCUGACGAUCUUCACAUGAAGGCCAUGGUCAUGCAGAGCCACCUCGACUCCGCAGCCGUCUCCUUUACCACCGUGCGAGGCCUCGUUCAACGAGUGGUUCCUGCUGAGGGCGAGGAGGAUGAGCUGGCUCAGCACUUCGCGAAGAAGUCUGAGGCGGUUGUUACUCAUACUCGAGGUACAAAGGUCAUCGCCGCCAAGGCUGUCCGGGCUCUCCAGGAUUUGCGAACGCGAUCUCUGUCUCUACUGCCAGACACCAAUGAAGCGUUUGAGCAAUGUUGUGAGGCAACGCAAGAACUUGCUGAUCUAGCGCGACAGAUUGGUCUCGGCAUCCACAGCUUGUUCACUGCCGACGAGGGUCGCACUGAGCCCUUCAGCUAUGCAGAGGUACAAACUGCUGUUUACAAGACAGUCCUUUCUGUCAGCACGUCAAGCGAGUCAGACCUGUUCUCUACUUAUUUGUCCAAGUUGCGAGCCGUCACCACCCAAAUCAGUGACCUGGUGUCGCUUGCUACCGACCUGGAUCAGGUUCAAGAGUUUGAUGUCACUCCUGCGCCCUGGCGACUGCGAUCGCAAGAGCUCAAGGCUCUCAAGACCAUCCCCGUUGACGCGGAGGAGGAGCUGCGGCGCCUCAAAGAGGAGCAUAGUGAGGCUCGUCGUACCAUCGCCCAGCGCGAUGAGCAUCUCAGCACUGCUGUCCUCAAGAUCGAGACGCUUGAGUCCAGAAUGCGUGAUGCCCAAGCUAACAUUGAUCGCAUUGCCAAACUGCAAGAGGAGCUUGAGGCUUCAGGCCAGCAGAUCGGUAGCCUCAAGGAAGACAUUGAGAAGCAAGAUCGUGAGCUCAAGAAUCUUGAAUCAGAACGCGACAAGUGGAAGAAGAUUGCCAGCGAUAGCCGUGCUUACGCUGACGGCGCAGAUGCUGCUGGAGCCAAGGCUGGUCAAGAACGAGCCGUUGCCACAGCUCGCGAGAUGGAUGCCCUCAAGAAAGAUAUCGAGAGUCUGCAGUCUGCAGUUCGAUAUCUACGCGAGGAUAACCGCCGGGCUCGUACGUCUGAGCAACACAAAUACGAAUGGCUGGCUGAGCCACUCAAGAAGCCUACUUCUGUCGCUGAAAAGCGCCGUAGCAUGAUAGCAGCCGAAGGCAAGGAUGUCCUCGGCGAGCUCGUCAAGAUGGCGUCUUCCGCCUCCCUUUACGACUUCGCUUCCCUGCCCCAAGACAAGCUCGCCUGGAAGCCUGUGCGAUCAACGCCGCAGUAUCACGCAGCCAAGCAGAUGGAGGACUAUGCAAGCUGGGAAUCUUGGCAAGAGUCGGUCCUUAAGAAGGCCCACGUUCUCCAAGGACAAACGGCCAACGCUGAACGGAGAAAGAAGACGCCCACAGCAGCUCGUCUACGUAUUAAGUUGCCCGGCGUCGACGGGAAGGUUGUGCCAGGCUCAGGAAGGGGUGUCCAGAUCGUGGGAUCGCAGGAAUGGGAGGCUUUACAGGGCCGGUUGGCUGUAUGAUUAUAGAAUAUUACAUACCCCUUGAUUUCGUCUUUGUCUUUCAUCAAUUCUGGUGGAUUUUGUUGGUAUGAGAGAACGAAUAGCAAAUCUACGUAGCAGAAGCAAGCUUUGCCAAACCACCUCUGACAUUCAGGGGCUUUUAGGAAUUGAAUCUUGAAUCAUUUCAUCUUUUUUGUUCAUAUGUGAUUAUGCUUGAUCGCUGGGUAUCUCUAUCCUUCCCAGAUCAUGGCACCCUCUACAUUCCGUACAAUGGAUCCCCUCAUGCUUUACCCUUACCCUUCUUAUCCUUCUUCUUCUUACUACCACCACUGCUGCUCUCUUCGCCGCCACCUCCUUGUGCACCCAUAAGAGCCGACAUGGGGUCUCCACCGCCUUGCAUCUCCUUCAUCAUAUCCUUAAACAGAUUCUCAGAGACACCACCGCCCGUCAUAGCAGCACUUAGAUACGGCACCAACUCGCCCAUCUUCCAUCCGCGCGGCACAGCGGGCUUGGGAUAUGGCUUUCCAGCCUCGGGCUGUAGCUGGCCUCCAAUGCGGACACGCAGACCGGGGCUGUCUUCGGUCGUAGGGUUCUCGCGCAGGUGUUCAGCAACAAGACGAUACAAAUGAUGCUUGUUCUUGACAGGGUGACCAGGCGUCUUCUUCAGUCCGACCUUGACACGACCAGGGUUCGCCCAAUCCUUCGGAUGCACCUUUUCAGGUUCAAAGAGUGUUGGUAGGCGUAGUCUCGAGCAGGCGUUUGCGAUCUCUCGCGCGAGGGGGUCCUUCACAGCGAGUUCAGCGCCCACACGACGGCCCUCUGCGCGGGAUCGUGAUGCAUCGAAGUAGACAGGGUAGAGACAUUGGAAAUCGGCGUAGGCAGAUCGAUCGGCUGAGGCGGGCAUGGUACCGCCAGCAGGGGCAUCGGCGGGGACGAUGGCGGGCAUCUGACGAGGAGGAGCUGCAGCAGCGGGAACUGUUUUAGGAGCGGCCUCGGAGGGUUCGACUCGGCGCAUGAUAUCGGAGUCGGCGAAAUCAUCGAUAUCGGCCUCGGCAGGGUCAGAGUCGAAGUCGCUGUCCGACACCUCUUCUAUUCUUGGGUGGGACAUUUUUGCGGUUUUGGUGGGUUGCCAGAGGAGGAUGAGGAGGAGGGGUGAAGUGGGAGGGACGUUUGGUAAGUGUCAGUAUCCUCCAGCGGUCGAGAAAAGAAAAGACCGAGCUCGAUGUAGACGAGGUUACUCGUCGGGAGAGUACAAUUGAGACCCAAGGACUCGGGUUGGCAAUGGUUGAGGUGAGGUUGAGAGAUAUGGGGUACAAGUGGGACAUGGAAGGUGGCACU
Molecule: messenger RNA, 5533 nt
Organism: Fusarium odoratissimum NRRL 54006
Lineage: Eukaryota; Fungi; Ascomycota; Sordariomycetes; Hypocreales; Nectriaceae
Product: dynactin 1
Exons: 2
Coding region: 218-4216 (1332 amino acids)
Biological process (GO): establishment of mitotic spindle orientation; nuclear migration involved in conjugation with cellular fusion
Cellular component (GO): spindle pole body; microtubule associated complex; cell tip
Source: RefSeq, a predicted model, not a curated record